Molecule: messenger RNA, 851 nt
Organism: Batrachochytrium dendrobatidis JAM81
Lineage: Eukaryota; Fungi; Chytridiomycota; Chytridiomycetes; Rhizophydiales
Exons: 2
Source: RefSeq, a predicted model, not a curated record
CGCAGUUAUUACUGCAGAAACUAAAGAUUUCUGCCAGUGCUGCUAUCAAUCCACUGUUGGAAUAUCAAUAUUAUUGUUCAUUGAGUCUACUGCAAACCAAGAUUGACACUAUCUGUCAUCAUGCCUUCCCAUACUGCAAAGCAGCAACAUACGGCAGUCCAUCAGCACACAUCUGCUACGGGUAGUACUGGAUCUAAUACUACUGAAUCAUCACAGGCAAUACCAUCCAAGAUUAGCUAUGCUCAGACUGCCAAAAAACCAUCAACCGCAGUGUCUGAUGUGAAUGAUAAAAAAGACACUGGCACGACUGCAGCUGUGCCUACUGCUGUCAGUGGACAAUCACACGCCGGAUUUCAUGUCGGAUCUGGAAGAGGGACUCGUGGUAAGCAUCAGCACAACAAUACCAAUCGUCAUCACCAUCACAACCAGCAGAAUCAUACUGCACCUGUAACAUCGUCUACAUAUGCACCAUCACAUUCUGUACCCAAUCCAAUGACACAAUCUCUGUCUGAUGCACCGCAAAAUGCUGCAUCUACACAUGUCAAGCAGCUGCCAAAAAAACCAACAGCUGCAUCGGUUUCUACUCAUCAGAUUCCAUCUACAGCCUCAACUACCCACCUCACAUUUGGAACUGUACCGCUUGCCGUCAUAUCAACGAUCCCAUCCAAAACUGGUUGCGUUUCAUUUGCAUCUAUAGCUCGUUCAGGAUCUAGUUUAAUGGCUGAACCUGGCAUUCAGAAAUCAAAAAAGGCACCCACUGGAAGUGUGUCUGCAUCUCGCACCGUGUCAUCUGGCUCCUCUGUGCCUCGUAAACCACAAACUAGUGAGGCUUUUUCAGCAGCCGGAUCAAC